Messenger RNA from Tripterygium wilfordii, 1517 nucleotides. Its product is annotated as WUSCHEL-related homeobox 9. Gene Ontology annotation, molecular function: DNA-binding transcription factor activity; DNA binding. Gene Ontology annotation, biological process: regulation of developmental process. NCBI's taxonomy places the organism in Eukaryota, Viridiplantae, Streptophyta, Magnoliopsida, Celastrales, Celastraceae. Bases 135 to 1280 code for a protein of 381 amino acids. The transcript has 4 exons. The record is from RefSeq and is a predicted model, not a curated record.
AAGAAGACAUGUUGUGUUUGCUUUGAGGAUUCAGUGCCAUCAUCAACAACAACAAAAGAUCUCUUUCAGUCUUUCUCUCCUAAUUGGCUACGGUCAUAUCUAGCUUCAGAUUUCUGAGUCCCAUCAUCAUCAUCAUGGCUUCAUCAAACAGACACUGGCCUAGCAUGUUCAAGACCAAGCCCCACCACCACCACCACCAAUGGCAGCAUGACAUCAACUCUAAUUCACUCAUUUCAACUACUGCUUGCCAUAGAACCACCCCUUACUCUUCAUCAGGAUGUGAUCAAGAGAGAAGUCCAGAACCAAAACCAAGAUGGAACCCGAAACCGGAACAGAUUCGGAUACUUGAAGCAAUCUUCAACUCUGGAAUGGUUAAUCCACCAAGAGAUGAGAUUAGGAAGAUUAGAGCACAAUUACAAGAGUUUGGACAAGUUGGUGAUGCCAAUGUGUUUUAUUGGUUCCAAAACAGGAAAUCAAGGAGCAAACACAAGCUAAGGCACCUUCAAAACUCAUCAAAACAACCACCACAACAACAAAUUACCAACCAUACCCCUCCUCCAUCAGCCUCUUCAUCAUCUUCAUCAUCAGAAAAAUCAUCACCAAAUGAAAGAUCAUUGUCGUUAAAGUCUCCAAGUACUAAUCAUCAUGUGAUCUCCAAUAAUUCACCAACUGGUUCUGGUUCAGUCAACCAAACCAAUUACUUUCAGACCCAAUCUGAUCAUCAGUUUGCUUCUGAAGUUCCCUAUUUCUUUCCUGUUCAUCAACAAGGAACUGGGUUUUUGUUUUCUGAGCUGUCUAAUGUUGUUCAUCAUGAUCAGACAGUUCUUGGUCCUUGCACUAGUCUCUUGCUUAGUGAGAUGAUGAGUAGUUCUUCUACUAAUGGAGAUACAAAGAAAGACCAUGAAGAGUACAAGACCAUGAAGUUGCAACCACAGCAACUUAGUUACAGUACUGCCACUAGUGUUGAUCCUAGUAUUAACACUGUUGUUCCUCCUACUUCUUCAGUUACAACUACUGUUGGUCUCACUGUUCCAUCUACUAUUAUUAACCAAAUUCAAGGUGUAUCGGAAUCAGGUGGAGUACUUGCGGCGAGACACACAGUGUUCAUCAAUGAUGUGGCGUUCGAGGUGAAUUCUGGGCCCUUCAAUGUGAAAGAAGCUUUUGGGGAUGAUGUUAUGUUGAUUCACUCUUCUGGUCAACCUGUUCUGACAAACGAGUGGGGUCUUACUCUCCAGUCUCUUCAGCAUGGUGGAUCCUACUAUUUGGUUACUUUCUCAUAAGCCAAACAUGUUCAAUUGGUGUUAUGGGAGUCUGUAAGCUAAGCUCAUAAGAGGAACAAUUGGGCUACAAAUUGCUGCUUGUGGUGUGGUUGUCUUUCUGUCAACUUUGAACUAUUUCUCUUGUCUAGGGUUUAAUUGUAUUAGGUCUUUUGUCACUCUCCUUGCGACAGACUUAUGGGUCUCGAUAAUAUAAGAACUUGUGGAGCUGUCUAUCUCGCAAUGUAUUCAUGCACCAGU